Messenger RNA from Dalotia coriaria, 1346 nucleotides. RefSeq names its product alpha-N-acetylgalactosaminidase-like. Gene Ontology annotation, cellular component: cytoplasm. Bases 51 to 1274 code for a protein of 407 amino acids. NCBI's taxonomy places the organism in Eukaryota, Metazoa, Arthropoda, Insecta, Coleoptera, Staphylinidae. The record is from RefSeq and is a predicted model, not a curated record. Gene Ontology annotation, biological process: oligosaccharide metabolic process; glycoside catabolic process. The transcript is spliced from 7 exons. Gene Ontology annotation, molecular function: alpha-galactosidase activity.
UGCUUAUCCACUUUUCAUUUUAUUGCAUCUAUCAUAAAGUAAUAAUCAUAAUGUUUAAAUUAUUUGUUCUUGCAGUAGUAGCUUUUGGUGGAGUUACUGGCUUGGACAACGGAUUGGCGCGAACUCCACCGAUGGGAUGGAUGAAUUGGCAGCGAUACCGAUGCGAAACAGACUGUGAUAAAUAUCCUGAUGAAUGUGUGAGCGAAAAACUGUUUAAAACUAUGGCCGAUAAAAUGGUUUCCGAUGGUUACUUGAAAGCUGGGUACGAGUAUAUAAUCGUGGAUGAUUGCUGGAGUGCAAUGGAGCGAGACGAAGAAGAUCGGUUAGUUGCUGAUCCGAUUCGUUUCCCAAGUGGGAUGAAAGCACUGGCCGAUUAUGUUCAUAAUUUGGGUUUGAAAUUUGGUUUGUACGGUGAUUUUGGCACACAUACCUGUGCAGGAUAUCCAGGAAGCAUCAACCAUCUGGAAUUGGAUGCUCAAACUUACGCAUCGUGGGGUGUGGAUUACGUAAAACUGGAUGGCUGUUAUGCAGAUUCUGAUAUUAUGGAAGAGGGUUAUGCUGAAUAUGGAAAAUACUUGAAUGCAACCGGCCGUCCCAUGGUAUUUUCAUGCAGUUGGCCAGCUUAUCAAGAACCACUAGGCGAAGAGUCUAACUACGAGGCUCUGAAAAAGACUUGUAACUUAUGGCGAAACUAUGACGAUAUUAUGGAUUCCUGGCAAAGCGUCAACUCCAUCACAUCCUGGUUCGUUGAUAAUCAAGACCGACUUGCUCCGCAUUCGGGGCCAGGACACUGGAAUGAUCCGGACAUGUUAAUUAUUGGCGAUUUUGGGCUUAGCUACGAACAAAGUAAAGCCCAAAUGACAAUUUGGUGCCUAAUGGCAGCACCGUUAAUUAUGUCCAAUGAUUUAGUCAAUAUUCAACCCGAAUUCAGAGACAUCCUCUUGAAUAAGAAAGCUUUGAAAAUCAAUCAGGAUGAGCUGGGUAUUCAGGGGACCAUGAAAGUUUUCAAGAACAAUAUUGCGGCUUGGGUUAAGCCAAUUCUACCACUAAGUUCAACUGGAGAAUAUUCCUAUGGUGUUGGAUUUAUCAGCUACCGAGAUGAUGGUAUCAAAUAUCCAAUCGAUUUUACUUUUGAGGAACUGGGUUUGGACGGGAAAUACGGCUACGAUAUUUUGGAUGUUUUCACUGGUGAGUGGGUGGAUGAUGGUACCGACAUAAUUUCCGUUCGUGUUCCACCAUCUGGGGCCGUCUUCCUGAAAGCAAUCGUAAUCUGAUAAGCAAUACGAAAAGCACAGUGCCUAUAUUUUAUUAUUAAGUGUCUAAAAUUAAAAUUUUGCUAAAACAAA